Molecule: messenger RNA, 1465 nt
Organism: Aethalodelphis obliquidens (Pacific white-sided dolphin)
Lineage: Eukaryota; Metazoa; Chordata; Mammalia; Artiodactyla; Delphinidae
Gene: NMI
Product: N-myc and STAT interactor
Exons: 8
Coding region: 254-1183 (309 amino acids)
Cellular component (GO): cytoplasm
Molecular function (GO): nucleic acid binding
Source: RefSeq, a predicted model, not a curated record
UAGAUUUAAAGAAAAUCAUCAUUUGAGUAGUUUUCUUCUCCUUUUAUUCUUUCUUUCUUUUUUUUAAAGGAACCAAACUGUUGAUCUGGGGGACACCCACUUGAAAAAGGCUCAAAGCUCUUCUGGACAAGGCAGCGCCAGCCGGGCCCGGAGGUUCAGCGCCUCCCGCGGACGCUCCACCUGCGCGCAGCCAGCGAGGUUUCCGGGAACCGGGGCGCGGCGCUCGGCGGGCCGAGGCGGUAAUUAGGGAAUCAUGGCAACUGAUGAAGAUAACAAAGAACAAGUUCUUAAGGAGUAUGGGCCAGCUGAAGAAUUUAUGAAAGAUGAACAAAACCAGAAAUUAAUUAGUGAAAUUGAAAAGGAAAAUAUUCAGUUAAAGGAGGAGAUCCAAAAGCUUGAAGCUGAGUUGCAAGCGACAACCGGGAACUCCCAGAUUAACGAGGAUAUUCCCGAAACAAAGAUAAAGUUCACAGCUGUAGAGAAUCCUGAGAGUGACAGCCAGUUUUCAAAUACCUCCUAUUCGUGUCAAGUGAGCUCAAAAGUCCCUUAUGAGCUACAAAAAGGACAAGCACUUAUCACCUUUGAAAAAGAAGAAGUUGCCCAAAAUGUGAUCAGAGUGGGGCACCAUCAUGUGCAGAUACCGGAUGUAAAUGUGAAGGUUAUGGCCAGCCCGGUUCCAUUAAACUUAGGAGUCAGAUUCCAGGUUCACGUAGAAGUGUCCAAAAUGAAGAUCCAUGUUACUGACAUUCCUGAUGAACUGCCUGAAAGUCAGAUGAGAGACAAGCUAGAACUGAGUUUUUGUAAAUCCCGCAACGGAGGCGGAGAAGUGGACUGCGUGGAGUACGACAAGCAGUCCCGGAGCGCCGUCGUCACGUUUGUGGAAAGUGGAGUUGCUGACAAGAUUUUGAAAAUAAAAGACUAUCCUCUUUAUAUAAAUGAAAACUGCCAGAGAGUUACUGUUUCUCCGUACACAGAAACAUACCUGAAAAAGUUUCAGGUAUUUUCAGGAGUAUCUAAGAAGACGGUGCUUCUGACUGGACUGGAAGACCUUCAGAUCAUAGAUGAAGAAACUGUAGAGGAUUUUAUUAACAUUCACUUUCAACGGGAGAAAAAUGGAGGUGGAGAAGUCGAGGUAGUCAAGUGUUCCCUUGGGCAACCUUACAUAGCAUACUUUGAAGAAUAGAGUCAUGGAAUCCUAUGAAAAUUAGAGCUUUUGAACCCAAAUCACUGUUAAUGCUUGACAAAAAUGAAUAUCCUUUUCCUUAAAAAAAAUGAAUAAUUCUUUCGUGUUUGUUUAUUCUUAGAUACAAAAUAUAUUUCUGUUUUUGAAUUCUUUGUUUCCACCUGUGCUGAAUGUUUACAAAUGCAAUAACUAUAUUAAAACUGUUUUGUUCAUAAAUUUUGUGGCUGGGUGCCAUGUCCAUUGAAAUGAACCGUAAGUGAUCCAGUUGUCCGCCUGCCAUGU